CAGUCCAAAGCCAGCUCUAACGGACGAAACACUUAAACGAGUGCACUUUCAGAGGAGCUGCUCUACGUUGUUCAUCCUGCUGCCCUGUCUCUGUCAUGCUAAUGCUAAUCACUCUCUCUGCUUUAUAUUCAGCCUCUCUUGCUUUCUUCACAUUGUGCUAUCUUUUGCCUUAUCUCUCCAUUUCCUUCUUUCACUCUUUCUUUCUCUCACUCACUCUCUUCCUCCACCCUGCAUGAGCGCUGACUGUCCGAGGACUCCUGCAGGCGAGUCUGCAUCACCUUGAAGUUCGCUGCUGCCUCCCCGCAGUCCCCUCCCUCCAUACUCCUCCUUCAGUCCUUCUCUUGCUCUCCUCCUCCUCCUCCUCCUCCACCACCACCUCUUUCACGUCCUCCUUUAUUCCCAUCUCUGUCCUUUUUUCCCUCUCUCUCUCUCUAUCUGUCCUCAUUCCAGUCUUCUUUUUAUCUUUUUUUCCAAAAUGUAUCAGAACGUGUGGAUUGCCAACUAUCUCAGCCAUGUCAAGUGCUGUCAAGGCAUCACAGGGGAGGCCAUCACCAAAGUUUCCAGACCCAAACUACAGCAAAGGGCAUUUAGCCUUCAUAAACAGUUCUCAUCCGAGGUUAAAGACGACAUUGCCCAGACCACAAAAGCUGUCGAUGUCAAUCAUAUUGUCUCUCUACCCAAAGUCUCGGAGUUAAGGAAACGUUUUGAGCGUGUCAGUAAUAGUCAAAGUGACUGCUGGGACAUGAACAGGAAAGAGCGAAUUGCACGCCGGCUGGAAGGAAUUGACAAUGACCUUCAGUUUUCAGUAAGCGCUGGUCUGGUGACCAAUCGGCUUUUGGAGGAGGACACUCCCAGAUACACUCGUGCCACAGACUUGUGUGAACCAUGCCCAGUUCCUGUUCAGCACUUUAGCAAAGAUGAGUCUGGUCUGUCAGCCCCUUACAGCUCUGAGAGUGUGUCACUGCACCAAAGCCGAAUGGAUACGCACGUAGCCAAAACUGAGCCCAGCUGCAACCCCGGCUCUGCUGUAACAGCCGAGCAGGAAUCUAAAGCUGAGCGCAUCGCCCGCUACAAGGCUGAACGCAGACGCCAGCUCUGUGAGCGUUACCGCAUUUUACUGGAUGAAGAUAUUGACACUGACCAUGCCAGCCAGCACUCAAGAAUGCGACGGGACCCUGAGGGGUCUGAGCGCCAGUACAGGGGGCAGGUGGAGGGAAAAGAUGAGGUGGAACAUAAUGCCAACACCGUGAAUGUUCAAACAGGUAGAAUCACUGCUCAGGCCAACAUGGAGCAGGAGUACAGCAAGGAGCAGGCUGAGAUGUUCUCUGAACAUGAGAAGAGGAUGAAUCUGGAAAACCAGAAAAGGGCCCAUGAUCAAGGAAGAAUAUAUGGAGAAGGAGUAGCUUCAGACCAAUCUGCCCCUUACAUAGACACUUCAGGGGAGGCCAGAAUCUUAAGGGAACACGGGGUGACCGGCUCUCCCAAGGCAAGCCGACCUGCAAAGCAAGUGGCUUCACCUGAGGAUUUACUUAGUGACCAGAAUUUCCACAGCAAGCAAGGCUCCUAUAGUCAAUGGUCACUCCAGACUGAUUCAGAAGGGGACACCAUUUCCCCAAUCAACUGGCCCUCCAGAAUCAGAGUCAGGGAGAGACUGGCUCGUGAUGAGCCGUCAGACCGGCGUGCAGAACUUGGUUCUGGAUCAGAAUUCCCUGUGUACCACAGUCAUAAUCAUCCAAAAUCCCACUUUCCAUACAGUUCAUCUCGUCUGCACCAUUCCCGUACUGGGCAUUUUGAGCAUCAGGACCAUAGAUGUCAUGGCUAUCUUUCCACUGGCACUGAGCUUGCUUGCCCUCAAGUUUGGCAAGAAGCUGAAGUGCAAAGGGAGAAAACCGAUAGUCAGGCAUUUGCAGAUGGGAUCUUGGGGAUCGGGAAAGCAGUUUUGCCAUCUGAGGUCAGACGGAGAGAGAGAAGUGUCGACGACAUCCACCAUGGAAGAUCUAAUAAUACAGAUCUGACCCCACACCACCAUGCUGCACCAAACAAAGAGGAAAUCCUGGUAGGAGAGCCAAGAGCAAGGCAGGGGCGAUGGUCAAGGAGGGAGGAGUAUACUGAACAUGUAUCUCGACUUCAAGCAACUGAAGAAAUGUUUGCAAGAGCCAGGCAAGCCCAGGAGAGAGAACCCAAUGGCUGGUAUAACCAACAUGGAACCAGCUAUCUGCCAUCAGGCGCCCAAGGCUCUACUGUAGUGUCAAGUAAUAGAUCAGCCGCAGAUCCAACCAAGCAAAUUAGUCAGUACAUGUCAGACUCUGGAAAACCCCAAGCCACUCUUGCAAAUGCUAACCAGGAAGUCAUUCACAGAAGAGAGGUUGUUCCUCAGGAGACCAGGGCCACCACAGACCACUCUCCAGUGGACAUGAGAGUCUCUGUGGCUCAGUUGCGGCAUUCCUACCUUGAGAGUGCAACAAGUACCAAAAAACCUGAACAUAGGAUAGAGCACUUUCCUGCGUCUACUGAAGUGCCCUGGAGAAGCGAGCGAGGUGGUGGAAGAGCUUCCCGUCGCCCUCUGCGAUACAUAUUGCCCCAUGAGAAAGAGACUAGAAAGACUUCUGAGAGGUUUAGAACUCAGCCAAUCACGUCAGCCGAGAGGCAGGAGCCUGAUAGGUGUUGCCCAAUCCCAGAACCACAAAUCAAUGAAGUGGAUGAGGAGAAGUUGGACGAAAAAGCAAAGAUGAGUGUUGCUGCCAAACGCUCUCUCUUCAGGGAGCUGGAGAAAAGUGUGGAUGGCGCAGCUUUAAAGGCACAAAACAAAAAUGCUGCUUUAGCACGCAGACUGAGAAGAGGUGGGGACCGCUACCGUACCCAGCCCAUCACAUCAGACGAAGUUGUCAUUGCUGCUACUUCCCCUGUUCCCUUGUCACAGACUGUACCUGUUCAUUCUUCAGUAACAUGUGCUCCUAGUCCCACUGUAAUCAACAGCACAGUCACCCAACGCAGCUCUGUUGCGAGGGAACAGGCACGAGAAGCCCGCUCGGAGCAGGAAAAAGCAGAGGCAGAAAAGGGUCGUCAUAUUGAGGGAGGCCAGGAGGAGCCGGACCUGUCCACUCUCAGCCUGGCGGAGAAAAUGGCUAUUUUUAACAAACUCACACAGCAGUCCGGCAUGAACCCUGUCCGCCACAGAGACACUCGGACACGGCGCAAUAAUGCCCGUUACCAGACCCAGCCUAUCAUACCUGGAGAUGUGGAGCAGGAUGACUCGGACUGUGAUCUUUAUGAGGAGGAGAUGGGGCACUCAGAUGGACUGAGUGAUCUGGACCAUGAUGGAGGUGGCUCUCAUUUCACCCCUUUAUCAUCCUCUGCUGAAAAAUCAACCACCGUUUCUACAGUUCAUGCAGGCGAUAUCCAUCUGGCCCAAUCCAAAAUCCGUAAUGAACGAGAUGUGCCUCCUUGGCACCAAUCGCAACCUCUUUCAGCACUUCAGGGCAACAUGGGUCCCUCUGAACUACCUGGAGGUGAGCGAGGGGAGUCCAGCUUGGGUGUAGAUAUGAGGAAACUGAACACUGUAAAGCGAGAUCAGCAAAUCAACAAAGAGGCACUAACUUCAUAUGACCUCCAGGAGACAGACGGACAUCUGAGUUCAAGAUCGGGAGCAGCAGGUCUUCCUGAGCAGACUGUUUCAGUGAGCACCGCAGCAGAAGUAAAUACAUCUCAAGCUUUGAACAGGAGCUCUUCUCUCCCGCAGUGCACACACACUCAGCAGUUGCUGGAGUCCGGCAGAGAGGACAUCUCCGAGGACUGGAGGACCAGAGAAAGAGAACAAGAAGCAGAAUUGGCAGAGGAGAUUUCUGACAUCAUGUCAGCGAGGCAGAUAUCUAUCAGAGAGAGGCUGGCUCUGCUGAGGAAGAGUGGUGAGGAAGACUGGAGGAACAGGAUCAAUAAGAAGCAGGAUGUUGUUAAAGUGGCUAUUUCAGAGAGACAUGCUCAGCUGUGGGAGGUGGAACAGACCUUUAAAAAGAAGGGCAAUGGAAUAAUAGAUGAGUUAGCGGUCUCUGAUCAGCUCUGGGAUCCUGUCUUUUCUACCACUUUUUCCUCUGUGCCUGCGAGUGGCUCCGAGGCUCAGGAUCCCAUCGAAGCCUUCUCCCAGACACAACCCACGCUUAUGCAAGCAGAUGAACGCCACCCUUGGAGACGCAAGAGGAUAGGAGAAGCAGUAGUGGAGGAUCAGAAAAUCGAGCGCAUUGAGAUGUCCAUCCAAGAACGGAAGCAGCUCAUCACAACUCAAGAGGAUGCCUGGAAGGCCAAAGGUCGAGGAGCUGCCAAUGAUUCCACACAGUUUACCGUGGCGGGUCGUAUGGUCAAGAAAGGUCUUGCAGCCCCCAUGGUGCUUACAAAACCAGUAUUUAGUCCUGCGUCAUACAAAAAUAAAAAUGCCAUCUCCAAACCUCAGGAAGAGAUCGAGGUCAGAGAUGAUAUAAAACUUGAGUCAGACAAGAAGCUGGAGAAGUUGGAGUCCUUCUUGGGUAGACUCAACAGUAAAGUGGGUGGUCUUCCAGAGUCCACUAUUACAGUAACAGAAAAGAAGGUUAAAGAGGUCAUGAAUCUGGAUGAUGGGUGUUUUGAUAAGUUCUACAAGCACACUCAGGAACUGGCCAGUAUUACCAGUAAAAUUGAGAUUGAUCAAGACUUUGAUGCCAUCUUUGGAUCUCAGAUGCCAAAGCUGACCUCAGAGAUGGUGCAGCAUAAGCGUGCAGUACGUCCAGCCCGAAACGUGCAGGCCUCUAGAAACCCUCUGAAGAUACUAGCAGCACGUGAAGACAUCAGACAUGAGUACACAGAGCAGAGACUUAACAUUGGUGUCCUUGAGAGCAAGAGGAUCACUCAGGAAAAGAUGUGUAAGAGCAGUGGGUUCUCUGCUGUGGCUCUGGCAGGCUUGGCUAGCAAGGAGAACUUCAGCAGUGUGAAUCUGCGGAGUGUGAAGACCUCAGAGCAAAGCUCUCACAACAGUGCCAUGCCUUACAAGGCCAUCAUGCUCAUGCAGGUCAAAGGCCGCCGGCACGUCCAGACAAGGUUGGUCGAGCCGAGAGCUUCCUCUCUGAACAGUGGUGAUUGUUUCCUCCUGGUUACACCCCAGUACUGCUUUAUCUGGAUGGGAGAGUUUGCAAAUGUGAUUGAGAAAGCCAAAGCUGCAGAGUUGGCCACGUUCAUUCAGACCAAGCACGACCUUGGAUGCAGAUCCUCUUAUGUUCACACCAUAGAGGAGGGUAUUAAUACCCACAGCCAUGCAUCCAAAGAGUUCUGGAAGAUUCUGGGAGGGCAGACCAGCUACCAAGCUGCAGGGACUCCAGAGGAGGAUGAGUUUUAUGAAACAGCCAUAGUGGAGACAAACUGUGUCUACAGGCUUCACGAGGACAAGCUGGUGCCUAACGAUGAUUUCUGGGGCCGAACACCACGCUGCUCCAUGCUCGGCCCUACAGAGGUGCUGGUGUUUGAUUUUGGCAGUGAGGUGUAUGUGUGGCAUGGUAAAGAGGUGACCCUGGCACAAAGAAAAGUAGCAUUUCAGCUGGCAAAGCACCUAUGGAAUGGAACAUUUGACUACACAACCUGUGAUAUCAAUCCACUAGACCCAGGAGAGUGCAACACACUUAUCCCCAGGAAAGGGCAAGGCCGGCCAGACUGGGCUAUAUUUGGCAGGGUAACCCAGCACAAUGAGACUACACUGUUUAAGGAAAAGUUUCUAGACUGGAGCGACUCCAAGUUGGCUUCAAAGAAGAAUGAUGACACACAAGCUCUUGAAUCCAAGGAGGUGCAGAGUGGUGAAUGCCAGUCUUAUGAUGUAUCUCGGAUGUUGCCGGUGUCCAAUGUCCCCAUUCGGACUGUUCUGGAUGGCAUGGACGUGGGUCGAGGUUAUGGAAUGUUGGCGGGAGAUGACGGGAGGAACUUUGAGAUUAGCACUCUGUCUGUGGAUGUGUGGCAUAUCCUGGAGUUUGACUACAGUCGGCUGCCUAAGCAGAGCAUCGGGCAGUUCCAUGAGGGAGACACAUAUGUAGUUAAAUGGAAGUACAUGGUCAGUGCAGCAGUUGGAAGAAGGCUGAAUUCGGAGCGGACUGUUGGCCCGGGUAAGGAGAGGUGUGCAUACUUCUUCUGGCAGGGGCGUAACGCUACUGUUAGUGAGAAAGGAACGUCGGCUCUCAUGACCGUGGAGCUGGACGAGGAGAGAGGAGCACAGGUCCAGGUGCAGCAGGGGAAGGAACCCCCCUGUUUCCUUCAGUGUUUUAAUGGAGGCAUGAUGAUUCAUGCAGGAAAAAGAGAAGAGGAAGAAGAGAACACACAGAAUGACUGGAGGUUGUACUGUGUGAGAGGAGAGAAGCCAGUAGAGGGCCACCUGCUGGAGGUGGUGUGUCACUGCAGCAGCUUGCGCUCUCGGACCUCCAUGAUUCUGCUCAACGUCCCGAAAGCCAGCAUGUACCUGUGGCACGGGUGCAAGGCCCAAGCACACACGAGGGACGUGGGCCACACCGCUGCUAACAAGAUCAAAGAGCAGUGUCCUCUCGAGGCAGGACUUCACAGCAGUAGCAAAUUGACCAUCCAAGAGUGUGAGGAAGGCACUGAACCACUAGGAUUCUGGGAAGCUCUUGGGAGACGUGACCGCAAAGCAUAUGACUGUAUGAUUCAUGAUUUGGGGAAGUUUAACUUUACGCCGCGGUUAUACCACUUAAGCAGUGCAUCAGGAGAGUUUGCUGCUGUGGAGCUGAUUUGUCCAUCCAGAGAGCCGAACCUGGUCACCUCGAUGCCUUUCCACCAGGAAGAUCUGUAUAAUGUCACUCAGCCAGCUCUGUUUUUGGUAGACAAUCAUCAUGAGGUAUACCUGUGGCAGGGCUGGUGGUCUGAGGACAGUGAAAACACAGGCUCUGCUCGUAUCCGAUGGGACUUAGACAGGAAGUGUGCCAUGGAGACUGUGCUCCAGUACUGCAGAGAGAAAAAUGAGAAGAAGCCUCCAAAAGCCUACCUGAUUCAUGCAGGACUGGAACCACUUACAUUUACUAACAUGUUUCCCUGCUGGGAGCACAGAGAGGACAUCGCUGAGAUCACAGAGAAGGAAGCAGAAGUAUGUAAUCAGAUCAUUCUAGUGGAAGAUGUGUUGGCCAGACUCUGCAAAACCACCUAUCCACUCAAUGAUCUCCUGGCCAGGCCUUUACCUGAAGGUGUUGACCCUCUGCACCUGGAGCUCUACCUUUCAGAUGAAGACUUUCAAGGUGUGGGGGCCUAUGGGAAGAAAGCACUAGAGAUGACAAGGACGGAGUAUGAAGCUUUGCCAGGAUGGAAGCAGGUGAAUUUGAAGAAAGCCAAAGGAUUGUUCUAGUGGGUUUAAGAGUAUGAAGAUGCAUGGAUGGGCCGGUAAUCGCUGUUGCAGAGCAGAAAGAGAUGGAACAUGCAUGUGGUGCAUCCGACCCUCCCUUAUUACCUGAACUUUAUACCUGUAUAUACCUGUGUGGAGGUGCUGGUGUAAGUGCACUGGAAGGGGAUGUAAAAAGUACAGAAAGGAGUAGUGAAUAUGGACAGAGAUCAGCGGAGGUUUACCAGCCUCUUGAAGCAAAUCUCUUCCUAUUCCCUUUUUCAGUUUGUUAAAAUUGUAAAAAAAAAAAAGAUGUAAAAUACUGUAUGUGUAAUGUUUGUUUGACUGAGGUUUUGUGUUUUCCCGCUUUUUUGUUCAUUCCACUACAUGUCAACGUAGCAGAGGUCAAGCUGCGAUUACAGUUUUCUGUAAAUACAAAAGACCUAGUAUAAUUUGAGUAGCACAGUGACCACAUCACACCAGCAGAGUGUUUUUGCUUUAGUGCUCACAAUUAUCUUGCACUUUACAGCGAUUUUGUUGCAGAAAAUGUUUUUACAAAGAUAAUAAUGUACUAAACAUCCUGUCAAAUAUCUCUCAAAGCUUGAUCAACAUGCCAUCACAAGUUCCCCUGUUAUUAUACAGGUGCUGAAAGGUGUGAGUGUAACUGAAUAAUGUGUGAGGGUGUAGUGUGUGUUACAAAAUGAAAUACGUUGUUAAUUAAAUAAGAUUGAACCAGAGGUUAAUUAAAUCUCCUCACUCAGAUUCUACAGUGUAUAGUGCCUUUGCUUUCAUGUACAGUUUAUAUAAUGAAAAAUAAUAGUAUGCAAUUUGAAUAUUUUUGUGAAUAUAUAUAUAUAUAAAAUUAUAUCAGAGGGAAAUAAACAGUGAACUAUGAACAUA
Silurus meridionalis is the source of this 8230-nucleotide messenger RNA. RefSeq names its product supervillin a (gene svila). Gene Ontology annotation, cellular component: actin cytoskeleton; cytoplasm. Gene Ontology annotation, molecular function: actin filament binding; phosphatidylinositol-4,5-bisphosphate binding. The record is from RefSeq and is a predicted model, not a curated record. Gene Ontology annotation, biological process: cytoskeleton organization; actin polymerization or depolymerization; barbed-end actin filament capping. The coding region runs from base 476 to 7357 and encodes 2293 amino acids. The transcript is spliced from 44 exons. Lineage: Eukaryota; Metazoa; Chordata; Actinopteri; Siluriformes; Siluridae.